UCACAGUGAACUUCACGAUGUAAAGAAAUUACCCUUUAAAAAUUCUAGCGGAUAUUUUAAUGGAUGGACCUGUUCACCCCGGAAGUGGUUAGUGAUUGACAGGCCGGUUCCGGUGAACCGGAAGUGGAGCCGGGGUUUGUUGACAGCCGCGGAGCGAAUUCGAUUUGGGGAAAAAGAUUUAAAAAGAAUCGGAGCGUCGGCGGGAGCCGGAGGAGCAGCUCUCUCCUGAUGUCCAUGUAGCUCCAGGCAGCAUCUCACCGCUCAGCCAGCUGUGAAGGAGGCAAAGGGGGCUCCCAAACAUGGCGUUGUACAGCCCCGAAUCACUGAUGACUCUAUGCACCAAGUACUGCCUGCAUAACCUGGAGGGAACCCUGUGCUAUAUGCAAGACAAUGAAACGCUGAGACUGCACCCUGACGUCUUCCUUCCCAGUGAGAUCUGUGACCGUCUCGUCAACAUGUACAUGGACCUGGUGAACACAGACAACAGCUUCCAGCCACAUGAGAGCUUCUUCAGCUUGUUCUCAGACCAUCGGAGCACCCGGCUGACUCACAUACACCUGAGGGGGAUUCAGGAGGAUAUUGUGCAGGAUCAGGACUUGGUGGCCUUUUCUAAGCAGGAUCUGGUUGAGCUCCGACUGGUUAACUGCGAGAAGCUCUCGGCCAAGAGCCUGCAGACUCUAAAUAACUUCCGCAGCACGUUGGUUUCCCUCAGCCUGUUUGGCUGCAAGAACAUUUUUUAUGAGGAAGAAAACCCUGGUGGCUGCGAGGGGGACAAUGAAAGCCUGGUGAACCCCACACGGCAGGUCCUGGUCAGAGACUUCACCUUCACCGGCUUCCACAGGCUCUGCUUCCUCAACCUGGGUCACCUGACUGAUGGAGUGAAUGUGGACCGACUCCUGCGGCCGCUUACUUCCCUUACCUCGCUUGAUCUCUCUGGAAUCCAGAUCAACGACAUCCAGUUCCUGCUGCAGUGGCAGAAGCGGCUUGGGUCACUGGUGCUGUACAACAUGGACCUCUCUGAGGAGCACAUCUGGGUCCUCCUGCAGCUCACUAACCUCAGACAUUUGGACAUUUCCCGUGACAGAACUUCUAGUUUUUACAAAUUCAAACUGACCCGGAAAGUCCUCACUGCCUUUGCGCAGAACCUCAAGAACCUCGUCUCAUUGGAUAUCUCAGGGCACUUGAUGCUGGAUAACUCUGCAAUCUCAAGCCAUGACGAAGCCCUGGGCCCUGCAAGUACUGAGCCACAGAAGAGCAGCAUUGAGCCAUUCCGUCUACUGAAUAGAUCCUUUCAGUUCCUGGGACUGUUUGACACCACACUAUGUAAUCUAACUCAUAUUCCUGCCUACAAGAUAACUGGUGAAGCAAAUGAGGAUCAAAUCCUGAACGCCAUAGAAGCUUACACUGAAUAUCGACCAGAGAUUGCAUCACGCGCAAUAAACCACCUCUUCGAUAUCGCACGGAUCGAACAGUGUGACCAACCAUUGCGUGCUCUACAGCUGGUGAUCUCCGCGCUGAAGUAUCACAAAUUUGAUAAAAGUGUUCAGGUGACGGGCAGUGCGGCUCUCUUCUACCUGACUGGCUCAGAUUACCGGCAUGAACAGAGUAUCAAACUCCGCCGGCAGGUCAUUCAGGUGGUGCUGAAUGGUAUGGAGUCUUACCAAGAGGUGACGGUACAACGGAACUGCUGCUUGACGCUCUGUAACUUCAGUAUUCCAGAGGAGCUGGAGUUCCAGUACCGAAGGGUCAAUGAGCUGCUUCUCAGUAUCCUCAACCAGACCCGGCAGGACGAGUCCAUCCAGCGCAUAGCAGUGCAUCUUUGCAAUGCACUGGUCUGCCAAGUUGACAAUGAUCACAAGGAAGCAGUGGGGAAAAUGGGAUUUGUCACAACAAUGUUGAAGUUGAUUCAGAAGAAAUUGACUGACAAAGUGUGUGACCAAGUUAUGGAGUUUUCAUGGAGUGCGCUAUGGAACAUUACAGAUGAGACUCCCGAUAACUGUGAGAUGUUCCUAAACUGCAAUGGAAUGAAGUUGUUCCUUGAAUGUUUGAAUGAAUUCCAAGGAAAGCAAGAAUUACACAGGAACAUGUUGGGACUGCUGGGAAAUGUCGCUGAGGUCAAACAUUUACGGCCACAUCUGAUGACCACCCAGUUCAUUAGUGUCUUCAGCCGUCUCUUAGAAAGUAACGCAGAUGGGAUUGAGGUGUCAUAUAAUGCCUGUGGAGUUCUGUCACACAUCAUAUUUGAUGGGGAUGAAGCCUGGGCUAUUGCAGAACCACGGCGCGUGGAAGUGAUGGAUCGAAUGUGGCGAGCUAUCUCCAGCUGGGAUGAAAAUUCAAGAAGAAACAUUAAUUACAGGUCUUUUGAGCCAAUUCUGCGCCUCCUCCCUCAGCGAGUAGCUCCAGUCAGCCAACAUUGGGCAACAUGGGCACUGUUCAACCUCACAUCUGUCUAUCCUGAGAAAUACUGCCCAUUGCUGAUAAAAGAGAAUGGAAUUGAACUGCUGAAGGGAGUGAUCGAGAGCGAUGCGGCUAGACCGGAGACCAAAGUGAUGGCAAGCCAGGUCAUCAGUUUCUGCGAGAACUUUAGAGAGGAGCGGAUGGACACAUCCAGAUAAAGGCUGAGGAUGAGCUAUCACCUACUCUCACUACUUCCUGUCAUGCGCGGCAUCUGUGUAAAUAAUGAGGAACCUUCUGUCCUGCUACACAACAAUGCAUCAGAUGCAUCGUAUGGCGGAGCCUCUGUGCGUGACACACUGUUUCACGAUGACACGCAGGGGAAACAUUUGGUGUUGCACAAGAAAAUGUUAAUUCACAUCAUUUUUAUUGAAUGAGGCAUUAGCGUUUUCUCUCUCUUGCUCUUUUCUCUCUUUUCCUCUGUCCCUCUUCAUUUUCUUUAUUCUGUCAUACUUUCCUUAUCUCCAUGCUUUCUCAAUCUCUUUCUUUUUCUCUCACUUUCCCUCCCUUGUGUUUCAUCGCUAUCUGUGGCAUUCUUGCCACCUCUAUCUUUCUCUUUCCAUUCUGUCUCCCUCUGUCCCCCUUUCCUUCCUUACUAUCUCUCUGUAAAUUGUGCUUCCAUGGUUUGUCUUGAAUCUUUUUGAUUGUGCCAGUUACUCAAAUGUCAACGGUUAUAAACUUUUAGGAGAAAGACAAACAGAAUAAUUAAUAAAUGAUUUGUUGUUGAG
Carcharodon carcharias (great white shark) is the source of this 3182-nucleotide messenger RNA. RefSeq names its product zyg-11 related, cell cycle regulator (gene zer1). Gene Ontology annotation, molecular function: protein binding. Gene Ontology annotation, cellular component: Cul2-RING ubiquitin ligase complex. Lineage: Eukaryota; Metazoa; Chordata; Chondrichthyes; Lamniformes; Lamnidae. The transcript has 17 exons. Bases 300 to 2615 code for a protein of 771 amino acids. The record is from RefSeq and is a predicted model, not a curated record.